This is a messenger RNA of Coniosporium apollinis CBS 100218, 531 nucleotides long. RefSeq lists its product as uncharacterized. The transcript has 4 exons. NCBI's taxonomy places the organism in Eukaryota, Fungi, Ascomycota, Dothideomycetes. Gene Ontology annotation, molecular function: D-tyrosyl-tRNA(Tyr) deacylase activity. Bases 1 to 531 code for a protein of 176 amino acids. The record is from RefSeq and is a predicted model, not a curated record. Gene Ontology annotation, cellular component: cytoplasm. Gene Ontology annotation, biological process: tRNA metabolic process.
AUGGCUGGAAGAGUCCUAAAGAUGAAGAUGUGGGAUGAUGAUGAAGGUGGCCGAUGGAAGAAGAGUGUCCAAGAGGUUGGAGGCGAGAUCCUCUGCGUAUCUCAGUUCACGCUUCUCGCCUCGACAAAGAAGGGCAACAAGCCUGAUUUCCACAAAUCGGCCAGCGGUGUCAAAGCAAAGGAGCUUUACGCCACCUUCUUCGAGAAGGUGCAGCGGCUCUACCAGCCAGAAAAAGUCAAAGAUGGCGUCUUCCAAGCGAUGAUGGAUGUUGCCCUCGUCAAUGAUGGACCGGUAGGUGAAGACCAGCCCCCGAAGGAUCCCAACGCUCCGGAGUACGGGCCCAUGGGUGUUGAAUACACUUGCCUGGAAGACGAGGUCACCCUCGAGAUUGACACAGAUCCGCCUAAGCCCAAGCAAGACUGGGACCCCAACAUGCCAGGGGGCGGAAAGAUGUUCACGCUGGACGAGCUUGCAGGUGUCAUGAGAAAGUACAACGCCGAGUUUGUACUCCCGGCGGAGCUUCUAGAGUAG